Bacillus rossius redtenbacheri is the source of this 5236-nucleotide messenger RNA. Its product is annotated as leucine-rich repeat-containing protein 49. The record is from RefSeq and is a predicted model, not a curated record. NCBI's taxonomy places the organism in Eukaryota, Metazoa, Arthropoda, Insecta, Phasmatodea, Bacillidae. The coding region runs from base 55 to 2736 and encodes 893 amino acids. Gene Ontology annotation, molecular function: protein binding. The transcript has 11 exons.
AUUGUAAUAGGAAAAGCAGUUUUGAUUUUUUAAUUUUAUUAUUGUUACAAAACCAUGAAUUGUCGUUCGAAAAGUCGUGUCUGCAACAUGAUGAGCGACGUCGUUGAAGUUGCGCCCACUGAGGUGGUGCUGCAGACCACUCACGAGGGAAGGAUUCAGGCUGUGAGGACUCGUAAGGACAAAGACAAGAACCCGGACAGAAUGAGCUUGGACAGGCGAGGCCUGACCCAGCUGCCGGUGAUCGUGGGCGAGCCCCGACUGCGCCUGCUGUCCCUCCAGCACAACCUGCUGUCCCGCCUGGACGGCCUGGGCGCGCUGGGGCUGUCCCGCCUCGUGUUCCUGGACCUGUACGACAACCAGCUGGAGCGGCUGUCCGGCGUGGACGCCCUCGAGAACCUCCGCAUCCUGCUCGCGGGCAAGAACAGGAUCCGUCGUAUAGAGGGUCUCAGUUUGCUGGUGAGGCUGGAAGUUCUGGAUCUCCACGGGAACCAGAUCUACCAAAUCGGUGGGCUGAAAACUCUCGGAGAGCUAAAGGUGCUGAACAUGGCGGGAAACCAGAUCCGAGCUGUUGGCAACACCGACCUGCAAGGCCUCCGCUCACUCCAAGAACUGAACUUGCGGCGCAACCGCAUUAAAAGGCUGUCUGGUUUCGCAGACACUCCACAGCUGCAGAAACUUUUUGUUAGUAACAACGAAUUGUUGACGGUGGAGAGCCUGAGCGGCGUUGCGGAGGCAUCCCAGCUGCGGGAGCUGAGCGUGGACGGCAACCCGGUGGCGGCGGGCGGGGAGUGCGCGUCCUUCCUGGUGUCCCGCCUGCCGCGCCUGCGCCUGCUGUCCCGCGCGGAGGUGACGGCGGCGGUGCGCCAGGCAGCCGCGGCCCGGCGCGGCGACGGCCGCGAGCAGGUCAUCUCCAACGCCCGCACCAACUGGGAGCUGCUGCGGUCCCGGGCGCGCUGUGAGUCCUGGUUUGAAGCCAGUGACUACCAGCGCACACUAAUGGCUGGAGGCGAAACAGAUGUCACAAAAGAAGACGUCACAGAAUGUUUGGAUGCUGAUGGAGAUCUUGGUAAUCAGUUUCAGACUGAGGAAGAUAUAGCUCAAGAUGUUUUGUCUCCUACUACCACGCAGCAAGACACUGACGAAGAGGAUGAAUUAGAGCUGCUAUCAAAGCAGAACAUUUCCAGUGCUAGACAAGCCCUGCAUACUCUUAUCAACAUUGUUGAUUCAACUUCAGAUGCUGACCUUCAGUCAUAUUACAGACAUUUCCGAGCAGCACCUACGAGCCUCAGCUCCUCCCUACGAGAUCUGAGAGCAGAUAUGGACGUGACCGGUGCGAAGGCCCCUGAGAGACACAUCCAGAGCGACUCGGGCGUGAGCGGCAUGGCAUCGUCGGGGUGUGCCCCUCCGCAGUCCCGCAGCGUGGUCUCCAUCAGUGCAGAGGUGCGCCGGCUCAAGUUCUCCCACCGGACGGUGUCCCAGGAUUCGGACACGUCCCAGAACACUGCCUCUUCCAGCAGUGUCGACUACUUCAAGCUGCCCCCGAUACUGGCCACCACAUUCAGUGUAGAGAUGGGAAUACCUGAAGGAGAGCCGCCAGCUGGUUGGAGGGACCGCAGGGACAGGCCAGAGGAGCGAAGGCACGUGUGGUCUGCGCACGGCAGCAUCGGCGCGGAGCAGCAGCCCGCGGCAGACGUCGCGCCGGGCUGCGAGAGCUCCUCCAGCUCGCUGCCCAGCGACUCCAGCAGCAGCUGUAGCGAGGCGGACGACCACGACGACCCCGGGUCCAGCGGCGGAGGGAAGGUGGCAGCGGAGGAGCCGGCGAGGAACGCCAAGAGCGCCACCCCUUACCGCAAGCACUCGUGCCGCCGAGUCCAGGCCAGGCCCACCACCAGCCGGCCCCCGCCCAAGUCCUCGGGAAAAGUUCGAGAGCAAGGAGGUGACUUCCUGGUGGAAAUCUCGGGCCGCGUGCUGAACGUGUACGGGCAAGGCUCCUUGCGGUUCAUCGACCGGCCGUGGAGUGCCGGCAAGGCCCAGGACGUGACGACCGCCCGCUUCCACUACGUCAACUUCAACGCCAUGAUCCACGUCCUGGGGCGCAUGAAGCAGCGCUUCGCCGGGGCGGAGCACUUUGCGUUCCGCGAGACCAACAUCUCGCACCUGGGGCAGCUGAACGCCCUGGCAGACGUGCAGGGGCUCUCCUCGCUGCGCAUCGAGCCGGAGGGCAAUCCCAUCGUGCUCAAGGAGUGGCAGUCCUACGCCGUCUACCGCCUGGGCCACUGGGGCCUGCACGUCGUCAACGAUAAGGAAGUGUCGGAGGACGAGGCGAGCGCGGCCUCCGAGGAGUUCCAGGGGCUGAGCGACCUGGUGCUGUGGUCUCUGCCCGACUCGCUGCUGCAGCCGCUGCUGGCCCGCCUGCGCCUGGACGACGGGGCCCGGCCGGCCAGCGCCAAGCAGUGGCUGUGGGGCGCCGACCCUGCCCUGCGCGCCGUCGUCAGCAAGGAGGCGCUGCAGUGGAGGAGGGGCGGCCCCUCCCAGGUCGGCGAAGAUGUGAUGUGGCGAAGACGUGGCAGGAUAUAUUUUGGACGGCUUCUGGAAGUUGUGUGUGCGGCGGUGGAGAAGCUGCGUUUGCUGGAAGACCAGUGGCAGUCCAUCCUGCUGGAGUUGAUUACAGAGACGCUGGUCGACUACUCACAUCUGGAUUCCUACAUGAAGAAGUGCAUGGCUGCACUCAAGUGAAUUCUUCACAUCUUCAUAUCUUCAGAUAGUAUGUAUGCCAUCACACUAAUGUUAAUUUAUGAUCAGGUAUUUAUCAACGUUCUUUAUGAACACCAGUUAUUGUUUUGUUUCCCUUUUACCUUCCCCCUCACUAUCAGGCAACUUUCUAUCUCUCUCUCUUUUUUCUAUUUCUCAGCCAUGGUGGUUGAGUGAUCAGAUAAUAGUCCAGGUUUGAUUCUCAGCAGAGUUGUGCACAAUUUUUUCGCAAUUGGGAAACAUGGCAGAUGUUGCUAUGAACUGGUGAAUUUUCUCAGGUUACUCCUGUUUCCAAACUGCUUCAUUUCCCCUUUUCACCCCGCAUAUAUCUCUAAUGAUCUUUACGUCGACUUGCCUGUUAACAUAAUUCAUUAUUUCAUUAAUAAUUAAUUCAUUUUAGCAUGUUUAACCUUUAAAAUAAUAAAAAUAGUGAUAGUCAAUUACAAUUAUUGUAGGUAAAUGCUGAUUAGUUUUAAAUAUUGGUUUUCAAAUGCAUUACAGUUAUUUUUGCCUUUGUACACUAAUUUCAGAGAACACUUUGCUUUAAGCAACAUAGUAGUAAACAUUAUCAUAUGAACUAAUAUUGUUGGUUUAUAGCUCAGUAAUAUAAGUCAACUAUGGUUGAAUUACUGUAUUUUUGCACCGUAGUUCUUUAAUUAAUAGACGUGUUAAUCAUCAUUACAUUAUUUUACAAAUUGUAUUUCUUGAACAUUAGUUUUAUCACCACAAAUAUAAUAGCUUUUUCCAGUGGACUGAGCUUAAUGCACAUCCAAUGAAUCCAGAAAACUAUAAAAGUGUGAGUGAUAUGUGACCUCUCUUAACGAGUGCAGUUCUAUGUCACAUUAGCAACUGAAACGCAACCUGAGAAAAGUGCAAACUUUAGAGCGCUCUUUUUGAAGGUUUUUUUUUAUUAUAUGUGAAAAUAUCAUUACCUAUUUAAUAUUCAUAAAGAGUUGGGAAACAAACAUUCUCCUAUAAAUGCCAAAUAACAUUCAGCAAUUUUUACAUGUAUCAUUUAUACAUAAUCUUUUUUUUUUUGUUCGCAUGUGACAAAUUACAUUGAUACAAAAGCUAUUUUUAAUUUAUUUUUACUGUUCACAUGUUUAUUUACCAUCCAUCAUAUGGCACUAAAAACCCUCACUGGAGACAUGGCAAAAAUUAUUGCUUCUGAAUGCAGUUUGCUCCUGGAACAUGAGAAAUCACUGCACUCAGCACAAUUUCACUGGAGCUGGAAUGUGCGAUACUCGGCCACACAGAGUGCAAAACCACGCAGAUGCUGGGAUUCACCUUAAGAUCACUGCUUAAAGUCUCAUAGGCACAGGCAGCACGACAAAAAGUCUUCCUGCCAGCUCACAGCUAGCAUGUGGAGGUGACUGGCUUUCAAUGUGCAUUGGUAUAACCCUUGGUGCUUCCUUGUUUCAGUCUGAGGGUAGAGAGGCAUCUAAUUUCAGGUUGUUAUUUUGAUGAUACAAUCAGUUUUACUUGAUUCCAUUUGCACUAGAUAUUUAAGAGUUUGAUAUUGUAGCAUUUUAAUUUGUUACUGGAUAUUUUUUUUUUUUAAUUUUGUACAUUAUUUACACAUUAAAAAGUUUACUUCAAAAUGGCACUGCUAUUAAAAUAGGAUGUACUAUGAGUAAAAGAAGAAUAUGUUGAUACAGAAUUCUCUCAAGAUGUUUACUCUUUGGUAAGUAGUUUGUAUAUGUAUAUAUAAAUAAAAGAAUUCAAGAUUCACCUUUUGUAAUGGUUGUGUGUCGUGGUUGUGAUUGAUACGUAUUGUAUGUACCCAAAUUAUUUUGUUAUGAUCUCAAUGUUGACGAGAUGGUUAACUUAAAGUAAUUAAUUAUUCUUACUAUCCCCAAUAGCACCUAAUCUCUAAUCCGUACAAUAAAUUGUGCUGGUAACACUAUGAGAAUGUGAUUUGAAAAUAUUUGUUUCUUUUGGUUUUUUAACAAUUUCAAUUUCAUUAAUAAAAUACCAUUUACAAAUAAUUUUUUGUAUUAGUGUGGUAAGGGCACACCACUGCUUCAAAAAUAAAAUUCUUGCUUAUUUCUUCAACUAAAAUAGAUUAUUUGAUAGAAAUGAUACGGAGAAAUGUCAUAAUAACUUAACUAUGUGGUUUCUGUGUGCAGAAAUGUUAUUACUUUUAACCUAAAUAAAUAUGACAAUGGCUUAUAGUGAUAAAGAAGUUUGACUUUACAAGUUUGUUGUUAAAUUGUUAUAAUAAAUGCUGGCAGGUUUUUGGAAAAGCAAGCACAUUUUAGGUAGAAAUACCUUUUAACGGAUUGCUGUAUUACAGGACAGAAAUCGUACAUUACCAAUGCUGUGUAAACAAUACUGAGGUUACAUUGUUACAUAUACAACAAAAUAAGAUGGUUGAUAAGGGGGUUCAGCAGGAAAGUGUGUGUUUAGAGGGUGUCACUUCAUGAAUUAAAAGACACAAAGUCUCAGCAUGACACUAUCAAGGUGUGAUGUCACCAGGGAAUGA